This is a messenger RNA of Oxyura jamaicensis (ruddy duck), 3776 nucleotides long. It is a transcript of the gene RSPO2, whose product is annotated as R-spondin 2. The record is from RefSeq and is a predicted model, not a curated record. Bases 471 to 1229 code for a protein of 252 amino acids. The transcript has 5 exons. NCBI's taxonomy places the organism in Eukaryota, Metazoa, Chordata, Aves, Anseriformes, Anatidae.
GGGGUGCGCCCCCGCGCCGGGAUAAAUAGCGCCUUGCCUCGCCUGACAGCCCGGCCCCGGGGCGCACCGGGGAUCCGGGAGGGAGCGAGGGGAGGAGAAAAAAAAAGAAAAAAGUUGGGGGGCUCUCUGGGACUCCGCUCCCGCCUGGACCUUGCUUUUUAUUUGCUGUUUGUUAUUAUUAUUAUUUUUUUCCCCCACGGGGAGAAACAGAGGAGGGGGAGGACGAGGGAAGCCCUGAGCCCAGCUUUUCCCCGCUCUCUCCCCGCAGCGCAGGGGCGAUGCUGGAAGCCGCCGGGAGGUCGCAGCGUGCGGGAAGUGGGGCGAGAGGCUAGUGAGCCCUGCCGGGCCCUGCGGCAGCCGCCGACCUCCGGCGCCUCCUCCCCGGCCGCCCGUAGCCCCGCACCGGCCCCCGCCGCCCCUCGCCGCAGGAGGAAGGGAGGGAGGGAGGCUGCCCAGCCCAGCGGCCCAGGAUGCAGUUUCGCCUCUUCUCCUUUGCCCUGCUCAUCCUCAACUGCAUGGAUUACGGCCACUGCCAAGCCAGCCGCUGGAGACGCAGCAAGAGAGGUGAGCGGGGGCUCACCCCGGAGGCACCCCGGGCAGCUAGCUAUGGACCAAAUCCAAUUUGCAAAGGCUGUUUAUCUUGUUCAAAGGAUAAUGGGUGCAUCAGAUGCCAACAUAAGUUAUUCUUCUUCCUGCGAAGAGAAGGAAUGAGACAAUACGGUGAAUGCUUGCAUUCCUGCCCAUCGGGGUAUUAUGGGCUCCGAACGCCUGAUAUGAACAGAUGUUCAAGAUGCAGAAUAGAAAACUGCGACUCCUGCUUUAGCAGAGACUUUUGCACCAAAUGCAAAACUGGCUUCUACUCACACAGAGGCCGCUGCUUCAGAGGAUGCCCCCCUGGAUUUGCUGCCUUGGAAGAGCUUAUGGAAUGUGUGGGCUGUGAAGUGGGUCAGUGGAGUGAGUGGGGAACUUGCAGCAGAAACAAUAAAACAUGUGGAUUUAAGUGGGGCCUGGAAACGAGAACAAGACAAAUUGUGAAGAAGCCAGCAAAAGACACGAUACCAUGCCCAACCAUUGCAGAAUCCAGACGGUGUAAAAUGGCUAUGAGGCAUUGUCCAGGAGGAAGAAGGGCAACAAAAACAAAGGAGAAAAAAAAGAAGAAAAAGAAUUUGAUGGAGAGGGCUCAGAAGCAGCACAGCAUCUUUUUAGCUACAGAUAAAACAAGCCAGUAAAGACUUGAUUUUUUUUUUUUUUUUUAAUAUAUUUUUGCGAAGUGCACAAAAGCUGCUAUAUGCUCCUGCCCAUGGAUGCACUACAAUUCAGCUGCUUUAACAGUAUUGGUGGCAAAUAACUUGUGAAAAGAAGCCCACAAGCUUGUUUGUUUUAUUUAUAUAUUUUUUAUUUUAUUUUUUUGUCUUAUUUUUGACCUGAAGACUUCAAGGUCAGGAGCGCACUGAGUUGAAUCAGUGGAAGUGGUGCUGAAGUGUGUCAAAGAUAUUGUACUGAGUGCUUGGUCAACAUGUUGACUCUGAAUGGAAGCAGGAAAGAAACCUACGUAUCACCAUUAGGCGGACUUGUGCAUAUUUAAAUAAAAAAAGGAAGUCUUGGAGGUGUAGGUACUAUUGCAUUUAUGUCCUUUUUUCCCUAUAUUUGUACAUUUCAAGAUUAAAUGGGUAUGACUUACCUACUUAGUGUUAAUGUGCAUUGUUCUCAUCACCUGCUACAUUGAAACAGUUGUAUAAUAAAACUGCUUUAAAACAAUAUAGCACAGGAAUUACUGCUUAGAGUUAUGGAUAUGCAACAGACCCUACGUGUACAUAUUAUGCUGUCUACAUAUAAAUGAACAUAUUUACUGUACAUCUAUGCAUUUUUAUGUAUAAUACUUUAUACAGGUUUAAAGUUAUGUCCUGUUGGUUCUAGUAAUAUACUUUAAAAUAACCCAGUAAAUGUUUAAUUUUUACUAUGUUUUAAGUAUCUUUUCAUGUUUCUCAGUAGUUCCAAACUGGAUUUUUUUUUUUUUUCUCAUUUGUAAAGCACAUUCAAAUGGCUAAACUACCUUGUACUGACCCUCACAGCGGACAGUGGAGUGUCAGCUCUGAAGUAGACUUACCAGACUAGUAAAAAAAAAGUCUAUUUUGUACUCCUAUCUCAUCCCCAGUGUAUUUUGUCUAAGAAAAAGAAGAGUAACUUUUUAAAGAUGAGGCAUAAUGAUGAUAGAUGUUUUGAGUAUUGGGAAAGAAUUUUUUUUCAGAAGUUUUUGGUAUCUAAGAUUAUAUAUGUAGUUUUUCAAAUAUGAUGAAAUGAUUUAUUUCUUAGUCCUGAUCCAGUCAGAUACAGCAAUUGAACACCUGAGUACAGAGAAUCAAAAGAAAAACACUGUAAGAUCAGUCAUUCAAAAGUAUAUCAAGCACCAGUCAAUAUCCCAGAACUGCCAGUUACUUGUAGGUAUAGCAAAUUUAAUCUGCAUCUGGGUUGGGGAAGGGGGGGCAGGGGGAUGUCUGUAGAAAGUUAAAAUGGCUCAGGAUGUCUAAUUUGGUAGUCUUGCAUUAUUGGGCUUGUAUUUGAGGAGAUAUUUGAAUAUCUGCUUGGAAAAGCCCACACUAAAAUUGCUGUCACUUGUGUUGUCAGAGUAUUUAUUCUAGUUCUCGGACUAAACCUUGCAUCACUAUCUACACAAACCAAGGUGUGGUAUUAAAACUAUUUAUAUUUAAGUUGUGACAGGUCUGUCUAACAUGUUUAUCCUAACAAAAGGACCAUUCCUUUAAACAAAAAUCUAGGAAUCUGUUGUUUCCAUCCCCCACUCCUGUACUCACUUCUGAGCUAGGAUAAUACUGAAUGUAUUGGAUGCGCUGCUCGUAUAGGCUCCACAAAGAGCCAUUGCUCAGCUGUGGCAGUUAGCAAGCUAUUGAGGGAGUCCAUCUCUCCCAGGCAUGGGUAUUUGGCCUUAUUAACAUAAAGAGAAAUGACUGUCUGGAGCCCAUCCCUCCCAAGGAUUGACAUCUGGCUCAGUUAAUGUCAGAAUGAUUCUCUUCACCUCUUUUGUUGGUUUGAAACAGUAGGUAAGUGGGUCCGCUGCAACCGCUUGCCAGAAAAGAGGGAGUAGAGGGGAAGGUGCUGUCUGAAUGCUCUCUCACUGUGAUCAAGUCCAUAAAGCUUCUGUCUGACCUGGCUUAAAUUGUACUUGCGUUACUGCACACGUGGAGUCCCAGUGUUCUCCAACAAAGAAAAAAGUAAAAGAGACCACAGAGCCCUACAAAUCUCUCUUUGAGAUAUACUUUCAAAAAAUCCCACAGAUCUUAUUUUUAGUUUUAUGGGUUGUAUGCUUUAUGAAUAAACUAGGGAAAUAAAGCACCUAUAAGCACAAAUAUAUUCAUACUUACCUAGGACACGUUGCUAAAAAUGUGCAGAAUUUAGAUACGUACAAACAUUCCAUGAAACUGCUUGUGGACUUCCACUUAACCAUGAGGUUUUCACCUUUCAUUUAGAAUAUGCUCAUAUUUACCUAGAACAUAAUAAUGUUAAGGACAGUAAGAUUGUUCUGAUCCUGGGCUGCUAUUUUGGACUUUAAAUGCUCACCUUAAAAUAAAAAUAAUAAUAAUAACAAUAAUAGAAAAGGACAAUAAGAAUUGUAGCUGCCUUUUUGCUUACUGGUUAUCAAAUUUGGCUGUAAGUGCAGUGAAUACCUUCGUACCAUCCUUCUAGUAGUGGUUACAUAUACUGUAUUAGUAUUUCCAUGUCAUGGAAAGAAUGCUACAAAAUACAAUAAAAUGUUGUCACAA